Danaus chrysippus (African queen) is the source of this 423-nucleotide messenger RNA. NCBI's taxonomy places the organism in Eukaryota, Metazoa, Arthropoda, Insecta, Lepidoptera, Nymphalidae. The record is from the annotation of a GenBank genome assembly.
AUGAAGGGACCAUUGCGUUACAAAACCUGUACUGCCUUGGAGAAGUACGAAGUAUGCCAGCCAUGUGACUCAACUAUCGGAAUAAUUCACGAUAUUCAAUCACGUGGUACCUGCUCAUAUCUACAGUACCACAUCUAUUAUGAUAAUUAUGAUAACUUCAAAAUGGUUGGAAAACUCGCAUACUAUCUUCUUGCCAUAGGCAUUCUCCAGUAUUGUCUAAUUCCUGUUGACACAAAUCCAGCAAUUGCUACAAGUUAUGAACCUCUCGAAAUAUGUAUGGAAAACUGCGCUCUGUGCAGAAAGAUGCUUGGAACGUGGUUUAAUGGACAACUUUGCGGGGAAUCCUGCUAUAAAUACAGGGGGAAACUCAUACCUGAAUGUGAAGACUUCGCUUCCAUUUCCCCAUUCCUCAACAAGCUAUAA